AUGAAAAAAAUUUGUUUUAUCAAGGAUAAAGUGACACAACAGCCGUUUAUUGAACAAGAUACAAAGAAAUCAACGUCUAACAACAGUGCUAGCAAUGGUGUUACCGUUGCUGUGACUGAAACAGUAUCUUCUCGUCCACAAACUGUUCAAGAUUGUUCACAAGAUAUUAACAAACGAAUACAGGAUUUAAUUCGUGAAACGAAUGAACAAAAACAAAUGUUAAAUCAGCUAGAAUUGGAGGAGAUUCAUGAGACACUCAAUGAAGAAUUAGAUUCAUGGAAACGUCAAAUGUAUGAUCGUAUAGCGUUGAUGCAUGAUAAAAUACUCGAUGAAAGUAAUUCAUCUUACGAUCAACUCUAUUGUUUUAAACAAACAAUACAACAUAUUUUGAAUGAUCAUUUAAUUCAACAAAUACAAAAAAUUGCAAAAAAAACAGAUGAUGAAUUGAAUGAACAAGAUCUGGAUGAAAUCGAAUCAAAAUUUAUACAACUAAAAGAUGAAAUAAACAUUAUUAAAGAAUUGGAUUUACAACUCGAUAGUCAACAAGUGAAAAUUGUUGGAGAAUUAAAUAUAGUCAAAUUAACGGAUUAUGGCCUCAAAAAAACGACAAACCAGGAACAAUCACCGCGUCUACGAAAAGAAACAGCAGUAUGGUCAAAUAGUUACAAUAAAAAUCCAAUAAAUCGUAGUCAACAACAACGAGAUCCCACUCUGUCGCCGCUAACAGCUUCUCAACCACCCAUCCCUUCUAAUUGGAAUGUAAUUGAUAAUGAUGCAAUGCAUUUUCGUUUCUUAGUGACACGCCAAGUUGUUAAAAAACUAGAGGAAAUUAAUCUUGAUCAAACUUCGCCAGUUGUUCAACUUUCACCCUCAUAUUCACUCUCAUCGCAUAUUUCCGAAUAUGUUUUGGCAAUAAUAAAUCAGAAUGAUUUGCAGAUAUGUAUGGAAGUAUUAUCUGAAUUUAUGCCGUUAUUAGUUCAAUCAUCUGAAUCCUAUGAAUUACGCGUCUUAUUUCAUGAAAUGUACAUUUCAUAUAUAUGUGGUAAUCUCGGUGAACGUUUACGUUAUUUAAAAGAAAAAUAUCAAUUAUAUGAAAUUAAAAUAUUUCCACAAUCGUGUCCAAAAUCAAAAGAACGAAUUUUAUCAUUAUCAUGUCAAAAAUAUGAACAUAUAGUCAAUUGUUUACAAGAAAUCUAUCAAAAUACAUUGAACAAAUUUCGUGAUCAUGGUAAAGAACAAAUGCGCUUAUACAACCCUCAAAAUUAUGACAAAACAUUGCGUUCAGAAUAUGGAGGUUAUGAAGAUGAUGAAGAUAAAUUAUUGACCAGAGCAACUGCACGAACACUGAUAUCUAGUGUUUAUAAUCCAAAACCAAAUACUGAACCAAAUUAUGAUGAUACAGAUAGCGAAGAUUAG
Molecule: messenger RNA, 1416 nt
Organism: Didymodactylos carnosus
Lineage: Eukaryota; Metazoa; Rotifera; Eurotatoria; Philodinida; Philodinidae
Source: the annotation of a GenBank genome assembly